CUAUCUGCCUUCAAAGUAUAGAGAAGAACAUCACUGCAACUCCCGUCUGCUUCUGCUCCACAGCGUAGCUAGGAUGACGGACAACACCACCACUACCGGUCGAGACGGUACUGUGUUACAUCCCCACCUCCAACCCUCAAUCAACCCAAUCUCUAACACCCCCACCCCUAGGCCGCUCAACCUCCCUCUCCGCCAUCGCAGGCCCAGACACCAUGGCCCUCACCCACGACUCCGACAUCAACACCACCACCACCACACGAUCCCUCACGACCUCGCCCUCCAAAGACCGCCGCAUGAGCAAAGAAUGGGACGCCGCCAAGGUCCCGCCAUCGCGGUUCCAGCGGCGCGAGGGCAGCAUCUACAGCACGCCGGCGAGUCGGGAUGCACAUGUCAAGGGGGCCGAGAGGGAUAAGGGGUAUUGGGAGAAGUUGAGGGAGAAGGGGUGGGCGGGGAGGCGGAAGUCGUAGGUUUGUUUGUAGGUCGGGUAUUUAUGGGGAGUUAAGGGGAUGGAGGAGCUGCAAGUAUAUGUAUAUGUAUGAAUAUGUGGUGGGCUUGUGGGAGGGUAGGGUAUGAUGUCCUGAAUAUGCUAUCUCUUUCUUUCUACUCUGUUUGCUUCUGAAACUGUACGGUUUGUUCUUUGGAAUGGAGAUGUAGUGGAUUGGUGUGCGAUGGUCUAUGAUAACGAUGCCUUGGUGUAAUGCAGAGCUGGAGGCAUGUAGUGAAGAUAGCGUGUUGCUGGGUCCACUUAGUUUCCGCACCGUGGACGUGGACGGGGCCAAUUGGGUCGAGGACAGCGAGGAAGGAUCAUAUUUAAGCACUGCAACCUUGGAGGGGAAGGAUUACG
Molecule: messenger RNA, 844 nt
Organism: Westerdykella ornata
Lineage: Eukaryota; Fungi; Ascomycota; Dothideomycetes; Pleosporales; Sporormiaceae
Exons: 1
Coding region: 213-467 (84 amino acids)
Source: RefSeq, a predicted model, not a curated record